Drosophila santomea is the source of this 549-nucleotide messenger RNA. RefSeq lists its product as uncharacterized. The transcript has 2 exons. The record is from RefSeq and is a predicted model, not a curated record. Lineage: Eukaryota; Metazoa; Arthropoda; Insecta; Diptera; Drosophilidae. The coding region runs from base 148 to 528 and encodes 126 amino acids.
UUGGAGCCAAGUGUUUGACAAUUUGGAGCGUCAAUUAGCCAGGCCUGCUGUGGUCUACUACGCCCUAGAAACUAUAAAACCUUUGAGUCGAUCCAACCCAAUGCAUAUUCAGUUUUUGGACUUUGUGACAGCAGCAAUCUCCUUGAAAUGCAGCAUAUGUUGGUUCUUGUAUCCCUGGGAUUGCUGGCCAGCGUGGCAGCCAAGCCAGCUGUGGAUGCCGCGUUGUUUCCUUCGGCAGCUCCUUUUGGCCUUUAUCCAGGAUCAGCUGCUCCUUUUGCAGCUGCCUAUGCUGCUGCUCCCUUUUCCGGCGCUCCUUUGGUUAAUCCUUUGAGUGCCGCCUUUGGCGCAUCUCCUCUGGCCGUAUCCAGCAGCCAGCGCUUGGACUACUUCAACCAGUUUAAUGCCGCCUUUGCUCCGACUGCUCCUGCCCGCAUCCUGGCUACUGCUCCAUUCCCUGCUCCCGGCGCCCGACUCAUUCAGCCAACUCGUUUCCUUGCCCCUGCGGUGUCGGCACCAAUUUUCUUUUAGAAAUUCAUAAAAUUCUGCCUU